AUGGAACUCGUACGACUGACAGUCUUCAGUAUCCUGGCAGCUCUGUCUGCAGCUGCUGUCAACCCCAUCAGAGAACACCCACACUCAGUUGUAGUCACUGAGGGACAGUGGGCCAACUUCUCCUGUGGCAUAAAACUCCCCGGCACCAUUAGAUGGAGGAUUGGAGACUUCACCAAUGAUGGCUAUGUCUACAACAGUGCAGGGAGUCUGCCUGAGUUGGAGGAAGUGACGGCCGAGAGAUCGUUUGCCCCUGAUAUUACAGGGAGGAUCCUCACUGAGACCAUCGGGGUACUGGCUACUGCUGAGAUGGAUGGAGUACCAGUUGAGUGUGUGUAUCGCCAUCCAAGGUUUGCCACGAGAGACAGCUACAGCAAAUUUGCCCUCAUCGAGGUGCACCCUGCAAACACCGGCUCUGGAGACCACACCGACUGCUAG
Molecule: messenger RNA, 435 nt
Organism: Geodia barretti
Lineage: Eukaryota; Metazoa; Porifera; Demospongiae; Tetractinellida; Geodiidae
Source: the annotation of a GenBank genome assembly